Messenger RNA from Cryptococcus amylolentus CBS 6039, 5782 nucleotides. RefSeq lists its product as hypothetical. The transcript has 7 exons. Lineage: Eukaryota; Fungi; Basidiomycota; Tremellomycetes; Tremellales; Cryptococcaceae. The record is from RefSeq and is a predicted model, not a curated record. Bases 239 to 5782 code for a protein of 1847 amino acids.
CGACGAGGGUAUCUCGGCAGCGCAGUCGGGUCGGAGGUCUGUCUCUAUGUACCCCCACCGUCUCGCACCCGGGCACCCCUAUUGCCCACUGACCCUCUCGCUGUUUCAGCCCACGCUAACGGUCUUGGCAACACUCUUCCCGCUCUGAUAACCCCAGCCAAGGCGUAUAUAACCCCCACCAGCUUCUUUCGCCCCGUGCUACUAAGCAGGUGGCAAGUACUGGAUACUGACCAUCACAAUGGCCUCUCCCCUCCGCCCAGCUCUGCGGCACAGGUCCCAAUCCCACAUCUCCUUCCUCCCAGACGACCCCGCCGUUCCUUCGCACUCGCACUCGCAGAGCGACACCUUGUCGCCAUUGAAAGGGCCGUCGGGAUGGAGAAAUACCUCGCCUCAGAAGAAAUGGCAUGUAGUCAUCGAAUUUGGCGGAGAAUUCGUGGUCCGCGAGCAGAUGCGGAAAGAGUUUGACGACGACGGCGGUAGUGUGUUGGCGGUGCUGCAGGCCACUCCGCAUCAGCAACUUGUCCAUCUCCUCCCCCAGCUUCAACUGCCCUCUCCCCUCGGGCUCUUCUUCACUCUGGUCAUUCCCUAUCCGAGCGCGCGCAAAGCUCCCAAAGUCACCGACAGCCUUUGGCCCACCCUCUUCUCGUCCCAUCUCAUCCCCGACCCCUCACUUCCUAUGACCCACUCCAAUCCAUCUUAUGACUGUUUACCAAUAGCAGCAACACUCGGACUGAAAGUGGACAAAGACCUAGCGAGGUGGUGGAAUGGAUGGUUGAGGGAGGGCGAAGAUGGUUUUGGGGUGGGGAUGAACCUGGGUAUAAGCUCGAGGAUGGCAGAUGCGGAGAGAAAGAGGGUGGACAGUAUACGCAGUGUGAGUAUGGAACGGGUUAUCGACAGUGAGGCCACCAAAAACGACCGGCAAGAAGACGCUUCUGUCUCUGUCGAGGUCGUCUCCCUGCCUGCUACGCUUGCCCCCCGGCCAGCCAGCUUGUCUCAACAGCCACUCAAAGUGCAAAUAGGCGGCUUUGCACCCAGCCUCCGGCCUUCCCCUUCCCGGGAGAUUUCUGAGCCUGACCUUGCCCCUCCGGAGCCAUCGAAUCCUCCGCCUGCUGCUCGAGAGAUUCCAGCACCUCUGGAGAUCUUUGACCUUCCCACAUCUCCCGCAGAUGAUUCGGAAAGUUCGCACGACAAUGGAUACACCUCCUCUGUCCCCUACUCUCCCACGCUUUCCCCUCCUGCCCCCGAGGCGCUCGCUUCUCAGCCUUUUCUUCAAGACCUUCAAGGUAUGCUCGAAGGCGUUCAGAAGGAAAAGAAGAACCUCACGGUCAAGGUUACCAGCGAUGUGCCGUGGGCAGACCUGGCCAGUGCGGCGUUGUCGGAAGCGACGAGCUGGGGUCCUCCAGACACUCCUUCCCCUGUCAUCUCUCCCCGUCCGCUCACCCCUCCCAUUGCGGCUUCUGCCGAACCCAUCAUCACUCGCGAGACUGAGAUUCACCCUCACGCCCCUCACCCCGAACACCACCCUACUGGUCACAGACAUCAUCCGGCAUGGACCUUUCUACCCCGGGGUCCGGUCGAGGCGAGACCAUGGGAACACAACUGGCCAUUUUAUAGAAGCCAGGAUGUUCCAGAGCCGGAGGGUCUUUCCCAGUUCCCUCGAGAGGCGCAUGGGCACGUCCAGGUUGAAGAAGAGCAGGCGGUAGAAGUGGAACAGGUCAUUGAGAUGGAGCGUGACAUCCAAGUUCAGCGCCAUCUACCCAGCUCCAACGUGGCGCAUCAUGAGCCUGAUUCGAAAGACGCCAAAGGACACGGGCAUAAUCCAUCCUGGACGUUCCUCCCUCGUGGUCCGGUAGAAGCCAAGCCGUGGGAGCACAACUGGCCUUACUAUAGAAGCCAAGACGUCCCAGAACCGGAAGGGUUGAAACAGUUUCCGCGAGAAGAGCACGCGCCUGUUCAAGAAGAAAUCAAACUCGUCGUGACCCACGAGAAAGAGCAGGUUGUCGAAGCCAGUCUUCCCGAUCUGGCGUCGCCCCAAAUGUCUGCUUUCGCCAAACAACAAGCUUUCGCAAGCCCCCAGGCGCCUCUUUCUCGCGAGCUCGUCAAUGAAGGGCUGGACACGGCGAGCGAAUUCGGGGUUGACGCAGGCCAUUUCCCAAGCCAUAGAGUGGCCGAGUCAAACGGGGAAGAAGAAGAGAGCGAUGGCAUCGAAGGGUUCGAUAUCAUUACCCCUUUCCAGGAACCGUCAUCUGUACUCAGAAAGAAGCCUGAGGAUCUCAACUUUGUCAUACCCAGUCGGCAGUUUGUUCGAGAAGACUACAUCCCCGACACGCCUUCCUCCCCUUUCGACAGCGACAGCUCGCAAGAAGAAGAAUUCGAAUCCGCCGAUCCAGGGGGUGCAUUGAUGGAUAUGAUGGCUCCACUCUCUCGGGUGUUGGCGGCUGUUGAUCCUGUCAUGCAUGCCAGAGCCCCGUCGCUGGGGACGCUCCUCGAUGUUAUUGAGGAAGCCGAGGACAGCUCUGUAGAGUCGCCUCUGGUUCCGAGAGGUUCGGCGCUGCCCGAGGUGCGAAACAUCCAGACGACGGUGAAGCACGCGCCUUCACAUGAGGAAGAUACGGAGACAUUCGAAGGGACGGUCGUGAGUAGUGAGAUGGAGACGUGGGAGACGGGCGUGGUUGGUGAAGCGGAAGUGCAUACUAUGAGUGGGCAAGAGGUGCCUAGAAUAGUGGAGAAUCGCUCAACCGAGGUGGAGCAGCGAGACCUAGAAUCAAGGAGUACAACUCCGGAGGAGCAACCCCUUCCGCCACCACCAUACGAGCCCAUGUUCAACCCUCUCCCUCGGCAGGCCAUAAUGGGGCCAUUCCCACAGAUCACUCCCCGCCCUCCAUCCCACUUGUCUUCUCCCAACCUCGUCAACCAGAUGUCGCCCAGUAUGGCGUCUCCUUACUCUAGAUCCAGUGUAGGGUCGCUACCAGACCCGCAUGUGAGGUUAGAUCCUCAAAGGUCUAACGAAGGCCGGCCGAUGUCCAGGGGUAUGACCGGGUUGGAUCCCGGGCAGAAUAUGCGCCCGACGCCUCCUUCGUUCCACGCAGACUCGUCCGACUCGGAAGAGGAGAGACGGGUAGAAGUGGGGGAGCAAGACGAAAUCCCACAGACGAGGAGGAGCAUCUUCCGACCACGUUUCGGUCGCUCUCAAUCCCACUAUGACACGUCCACCUCUUCUACUCCUGUCCACGCCCCUCGGUCGUCCUCCAUCUCCAACCUUUCCUCGGUCAACAUCUACCGCUCUUCUGCCGCCUACGAAGGUGCACGGGACAGCACCUUCUCUCUCGCAUCCGUCACUUCUACAUCAUCAAAGGCGCCGGCAAGGCCGCUGAAGAGGUUGAGUCAGAGUGUGUCGGGUUUUUCAGGGGCCCAAAGCGUGGAAGCGGAUGGGGCCUUAAACGGUCUACGCCCGGCGAUGAUGAGUUUGAGGGAUUCGAGCAUGUACGUUGAAGGAAAGGGUUACCCGUACCUUGAGAUCUACCACUGGCCUAGAGCUCCACUCGUUUCUGUGCCAGUCUACAGCUCCGUCUAUCCUCGUCUCGAGAUAUACGCCCCAGCCAAAUCUGCCAUCAUGUUGGCAGAAAGACAAGUCAAGCUGGUGGACUACAGCUAUCCGGCUAUAGUGAUUUAUCCUGCAGUGGACAGAGCCAGGUCGGCCCCGAGGACCAUCUCAGUCAGGCUGGUAGACUACCAGUACCCAGCUAUCGCCCUUUACCCCGUCGUUGCCCGUCCGGUGUCCAGAAUGGUGUCGCAUGCUGCAACAGCAGUGCGGAGCAUAAAAGUGAUGCUGGUCGACUUUAGUUAUCCCAACAUCAACCUUUACCCUGCGGCUCGCUCUGUGAAGAGAAUAAUCAAACGAGAGAUUGAGACGAGACAGACGUCCGUCAAGCUGGUCGAAUAUGUCUACCCCGAUAUCGUGCUCUACCCCGCUGUCAUAAGAGCUGUCAAGCCCGUCCCCAGAGCCCUCAUUUCGGCCCCACCCACCCAAUGGACGCCAAUGUCGAAGAGUAUUCGAGUUGAGCUGGUACCCAUCACAUACCCUGAUCUCGUCAUCUAUCCCGACAUGGCCCCAGUCUAUCGAGAAAUGGAUAUGGCUCACCUGGAAGCCUCUGUCAAAGUCAAGCUGGUCGACUACACCUACCCGCAUAUCGCACUCUAUCCAGCCGUGGCUGGUAAGCGAAACGUCAAGGCCGCGGUGACAUCGACUUGCCAAGGCAAGCUGGUUGAUUAUAACUACCCAAACAUCGUCCUAUAUCCCGCCGCCGCCACCAGGGUCCGCGUCAGGAGAGAAGUGAGGAUGUCCAGUGUCCAGGUUGAGCUGGUACCAUUCUCAUACCCCAAUCUAAUCAUCUACCCGGCCACAUCAGCUUGGCGAGAUGUUGGGAUACCUGGCAACAGAUCUGCUGUCAAGGUCGAAUGGGUCGAGGUCCUCUAUCCCGACAUUGUGCUCUACCCAAGCAUGUCUCAGCCUCGCGCAUCUCCUUCCCGUGUGGGGAUUGCCGAAGCAUCAUCGGGUACGGUUACUCCCUCUGAUAACGGCUACAGUUCUUCAGUCCCAUACUCUCCCGAUACGUGCUUUGCCCAACCUUCAUAUGAAGCACCUUCCACCCAGCCAUUCUUGAUGGACCUGCACUCCCUGUUGGAAGACGUUGCCGAACGCAAGGCGAAAGAAUUGCUAGUCAAAGUCAGCAAUGAUGCACCGUGGAAGGAUUUGAGCAGUGCUCAAUGGUCCGAAGCGACGAGCUGGGGUCCACCCGAUACACCCUCGGAUUACGAGUACCCUGUUGCGAAUGUUGCGCCGAGGAUCGACAACAUUGCAAAGUCGAUUGGUGCGCUUCGUAGCGUAGACGAGCUCUUGAGGCCAUUUACAUACCCGGAUUUGGUCGAUAAUCCCGCUGGUAUCCAAGUCAAGCUGGUCCAGUAUGUCUAUCCCGACAUCGUGCUCUAUCCCGUCAUGCCGGGUCGCGCAAGAAGCAACCGGGAGACGCACCAGCAGCUUGUGGCAGAGACCGUUCACGAGCACCAAGCGCCACCUGAUGACAAGUACUUGAGUGUAGCAGAUGGGCUUCUGGAAGCCGCUAGAAGGAGGUUCGAAGCUGUCAGGUCAUCCCUCGGCAAGAUCGAUACCGAAAUGAUCCCGCCUCCAAACCACCACCGCUCCGGAUCAAGCGUGAGCUCCAUACAGUCGGCCUCCACCCAGGCAAUCAAUACACCCGCCUCUGCCCUUUCUCCUUCAUCCUCGACCCGCUUCCGCUCCCAGUCUUACGUUCAUUCUCGCUCUCCAUCAAACUCUUCUCUUUCUUCUGCGAAGCUUCCUCCCAAAGAUCUCCUCCCUGAUCUCCCUGCUCUUCCAGUGACCAGUACGCUCAAGGGCGACUUGCCGAAGUUUGGGCAUUCGAGGUCGAGCUCGAGUGUUGGUUCUACAGCUGCGUCGACGGCCGUAGAGGGCGAUUCUCCGUAUGUGUUGAGUCCACAAAGUACGGGAACGAGGACACCCACCAGAGCUAGAAGUAGCACCCUUGUUUCGGAGAGGAUGAAGGCAUUGAUGGACCAGACGCAGAAGAGUCAACCAUUGCCGCCUUCUGCGGUCAAUGUCAGGGGUAUCCGAAGCAGUACUUACGGUACCAUGAGCCCGCCUCAUAUCAGCAGCACGGAAAGCACGCCGACGAAUGUUGAGGAGAAGCCAGGGCACCGCCCUAUUGGCAAGCUGUCAAAUUCCAUGUUCCGCAACUGGCAAUAG